AUGCUCCCAACGACACAAGAAACUCCAGUGCCAUCUCUCGAACCUUCUUCUCCUAUGAUUACAAAUAAGAUAAAAAGAAAAUUGGAUUUUUCUUUACCUUCGCCGCCGACAAUUUCCCCACGUGAAUUGGUCGCAAAACUUAUUGAACGUGGCGAUAAGAAUAUUAGAAUGCCUAAUGAGUUUUUCAUUUACCGUGCUGCAAUAGUAAAAGAAUUAAAAGUACGUGGUGAGAGGAUUAAAAUGACAGAAGUAUCAGCAAUGGCUUCUGAUGCAUGGAAACUAGCAAAUAGAAAAGAAAAGAAUCAAUAUCGAAAACUUGCACAAAAAAUUAAUAAUCCAUCAAAGAAGAACCAAAACAUGCAACUUGCCGUUUCUCCAUCAGUUCCUUCAUCAUGUACUCAGCAUCAGAAUCAGAUACCAACUACUUCUGUAAAUGAACUCAUGAGUAUUCAAACUCCGAAUUUUGUUCCUUCUUUCCCCCUUCUAUCGUAUAAUUCUUUACCUGAACAUUAUGAAUCACAAUUCCCUUCGUGUUUCAGUCAAUUUUUAUCCUCUGAUUUCGAGCUUAAUUUUCAAGAAAACAGCUCUUUGACAGAUUCAAACACGCCAAAUGAGCCAUUAGCUGAAAUACAAAGAAGAUGGAACGAACCAAUUGUUCAAUAUUCUAAUUUUAUAACAACUUUACCUACGCGAUCUCAAGACACAGUGGAUGUAUACACACAUACGUUUGCCGAAUUUAAUCAAAAUCAACUGCAACUACAACCAUCUUUUGAAUUUGAUACGACAGCUAAUGAAGCUUUGGAUCCUAAUGUUAAUUCCAAUGAUUCUUUUGUUAAUUUCGAAAA
Molecule: messenger RNA, 845 nt
Organism: Ambispora leptoticha
Lineage: Eukaryota; Fungi; Glomeromycota; Glomeromycetes; Archaeosporales; Ambisporaceae
Source: the annotation of a GenBank genome assembly